CAUUUAUUGCCAUCUUUAGUGGAAAUAUGUAUUUAAACAUACACAUACACCAAACUGUGUUCAUACAUCUGUUUGUGUAACAUAACCUAUUCCUCCUUUUCUGAUUUACCGCAAUCAUGGGUCGCGUUAGGACCAAGACAGUGAAAAAAGCUGCAAGAGUUAUUAUUGAAAAAUAUUAUACACGACUCACAUUAGAUUUCCAUACAAACAAAAGAAUAUGUGAGGAAAUUGCAAUUAUUCCAAGUAAACCCUUGAAAAAUAAAAUUGCCGGGUUUGUCACACAUUUAAUGAAAAGACUUCGGCAUAGCCAAGUCCGUGGUAUUUCCAUUAAACUUCAAGAAGAAGAAAGAGAACGCAGAGAUAACUAUGUUCCUGAAGUCUCUGCCUUGGAACAUGACGUUAUUGAAGUCGACCCUGAAACUAAAGAGAUGUUGAAAAUGUUGGAAUUCAGUAACAUCUCUGUACUUCAGUUGGUCCAACCUACCGCCCAUCAAUUCAGUAGGCGAACUUGAAGUAAAAUUUUGCUGCGUUAUGUAAGACCAAUAAAUUGAUUUUUCUUGAUGAUA
Messenger RNA from Chelonus insularis, 566 nucleotides. RefSeq names its product ribosomal protein S17 (gene RpS17). Gene Ontology annotation, biological process: translation. The record is from RefSeq and is a predicted model, not a curated record. The transcript has 3 exons. Gene Ontology annotation, cellular component: ribosome. Gene Ontology annotation, molecular function: structural constituent of ribosome. The coding region runs from base 117 to 512 and encodes 131 amino acids. NCBI's taxonomy places the organism in Eukaryota, Metazoa, Arthropoda, Insecta, Hymenoptera, Braconidae.